AUUUUCUCCAACUGAGUUGGACAAAAUCGCUGACUUAUAUGAUGGGAUCAGGCCAACUCAGAGCGUGAUUAGAUCAGCCAAAUUUGAUUUCACCAUGAUGGUUUUUCAUGGGAUGUCUUUCCUCUUUUUCUGCUAAUAUCUCCUGAAAUGGAACGAAAAAUGGUAUUUUUCGACAUCUGCAGAAGGUCAAGGGAGAGACCCAGUUUAGCCUUUUAGUUUUUUUGCUCCUUUUUUCUAGUCUUGGAAACAAAAGAGUUGGUUUUGUUAGUUGGUGAAUUUGCGUGGGAAGAGAGCACAGAAAACAAACCUUCCAACGGAGUGGCUUGCAUUUCGGUUUCUCUCUCUCUCUCUCUCCCCCUCUCUCUGUACAGGUUGUCGCGGCCGUCCUCAGAAUUUCAGAGAUAUAUUCGGGAUCAUAGAUAAACUUUCUCUUUCAGGCUCCCUAAAUUCUUGUCCAGAAAGCUGGUACGAUUGCUUAGAACUCCCACUCGAUCCUUUCAUGGAAAAAGCUCAUCUCUUGUACAAUCGUGUGCAUGUGAGAAGGUGUUUGAGUAAUCCGCAAUAGUUUUGUGCUGGUUUGUCUGAAGUUGGUGUUUCCACAUUACAAGAUUAAUCAUGUGUGACAAAAUGUCGGGACCUCUUGAUCGCACUGCUAAACCAGUUCUCGAAAAGCCUGAAGUGGAGAACUCUGAGGAUGAGAGGAAGACCAGGCUGGGAUCUCUUAAGAAGAAGGCAAUUAAUGCUUCAACCAAAUUUAGGCAUUCUUGGACCAAGCGAGGUCGAAGAAGCAGUAAAGUCAUGUCUGUCUCGUUCGACUCUGAUAUUGACACAGAAGAACUCCAGGCAGUUGAUACAUUUCGCCAAGCUCUCAUUCUUGACGAAUUGUUACCAUCUAGACAUGAUGACCCUCAUAUGAUGCUCAGAUUUUUGAGGGCCAGAAAAUUUGAUGUAGAAAAGACAAAGCAAAUGUGGGUUGACAUGUUACAAUGGAGGAAGGAGUUUGGUGCUGACACAAUCAUGGAGGACUUCGAUUUCAAGGAAAUUGAUGAUGUCCUAGAGUAUUAUCCACAAGGACACCAUGGUGUGGACAAGGAUGGAAGACCUGUCUACAUUGAGAGGCUGGGUAAAGUCGACCCCACUAAACUGAUGCAAGUGACAACAAUGGAUCGCUAUGUUAAGUACCAUGUGCGGGAGUUCGAGAGGACUUUUGUUGUUAAGUUCCCAGCUUGUUCUAUCGCGGCCAAAAAGCAUAUAGAUCAGAGCACAACCAUAUUGGAUGUCCAAGGAGUGGGGCUAAAAAAUUUCAAUAAAGCUGCAAGGGAUCUUGUCUCGUGUCUUCAAAAACUAGAUGGGGAUAACUAUCCUGAGACUCUUAACCGCAUGUUCAUCAUCAACGCGGGCUCCGGAUUCAGGCUUUUGUGGAACACUGUUAAAUCCUUCCUUGACCCAAAGACUGCUGCAAAAAUCCAUGUUCUGGGGAACAAAUACCAGAGCAAGUUGCUUGAAAUAAUUGACGCAAGUGAGCUGCCGGAGUUCCUUGGUGGUUCAUGCACUUGUGCCGACAAAGGUGGUUGCAUGCGUUCUGAUAAGGGCCCCUGGAACAAUCCCGACAUAUUGAAGAUGGUUCACAAUGGCGAUUCGAAAUGUGUGAGAAAAUUGUCGGACAUCAAUGAAAAGAUGAUAUCUCAAGAAGAGAAGUGCGUGUCUUCCAACUUAACAGCAGCUCCCGAUGCGAGUAAUUUAGAACUUCCAUGUGUGGCAAAAGAGGAGAUUUUCAUCACAAAAAAGUGCGAAACCGAAAAGGCUUGUGAUUGCUCUGUACCUAUAAUUGACAAGACAGUUGACACUAAUUGGAUCAACACGUCACCAACUUCCAAAUCUGGACUGGAAAAAGGUUGUUUUGCCCCGCCUGAUCCUUGCAAAUCUCCUGAAGCUAUAAGCAGCCACAUCUUCAAUGGUGUCUUGGCCUUCAUCAUGGGUAUUUUCACUAUGGUCCGCAUGACCCGUGACAUGCCAAGAAAGCUCACAGACGGUAUCCUCUACUCUACUUCCAUGUACUAUGUUGACCCAAUGAAAAAGGGCCAUCGGUUGCCAGAGCCAUCUAUUUCCCGCGAUGAUUACCUGAACAUGAUGAAGCGCAUGGCUGAACUAGAAGAGAAAGCAAUUGUUAUCAGCACAAAACAAUCAUCCAUGCCACCUGAGAAGGAGGAAAUGCUUGCUGCUGCAGUCGGUCGCAUUGAAGCUCUAGAACAAGAGCUAUCUUCGACCAAGAAGGCACUGGAGGAAUCCAUUGCCCGACAAGAAGAGCUCUUGGCCUUCAUCGAGAAAAAGAAGAAGAAGAAGCUGAACAUCUUCCGUUGGUAAGAGCAUGGAUUGCAGGAGUCCAAGCUCCCACA
Molecule: messenger RNA, 2396 nt
Organism: Rhodamnia argentea
Lineage: Eukaryota; Viridiplantae; Streptophyta; Magnoliopsida; Myrtales; Myrtaceae
Product: phosphatidylinositol/phosphatidylcholine transfer protein SFH3-like
Exons: 16
Coding region: 616-2364 (582 amino acids)
Source: RefSeq, a predicted model, not a curated record